AUGGGAAGUAUAGUCGGGUUAAAGUUUCGCCCCAACGAUAAGGAUCUCAUCAGUCACCUUCGCUGGAAAGUCAACGGCGGAGGCGACAGUUUCAUAAAGGACGUGGAUGUUUAUGGAUCGGAACCCUGGCUUCUUCCACACGUCACCGAGCCUCUGUUCCAAGACAAUGAGUGGUACUAUUUCGUGAAAAAGACAAUAGACAGCACGAGGAAGAGAAAGAGACAGAGCCGGCAGGUCCAAAAGAAAGAAAACGGCGGCACAUGGAAGAGCACAACCGGGGAAGAAGAGAUCAGAGAUGGCGGAAACGCUGUCGUUAUCGGCCACGCUCGGAAUCUCACUUUCAUGGAGAACGAGGUGGGGAGUACGAAGCAGAUGAAGACGGAUUGGCUGAUGAGAGAGUAUCGCCUGCCCUCCCAGGAAUCUCAAGAAUGGGUUGUCUGCAGAAUCCGACGCAAAAGCAACGGCCGGGUGAACGGGGAUGGACGUCGGAUGAAUCAAGGCAACCUCGGAAUCAAUUCGUCGAUCGGUCAGAACGUCGAGGACGCAGCCUUCCAACCGUUUGCGAAUAUAGUUGAUGAUGAAUAUGCUUGGAUUCAGGGACUAGAUAUCGAUGAACUCAGCUCACUUUUGAAUGAACCGUUUCACGGGGGUGCACUGCCUUUGCCCUAGUUAGGGUUUUUUUUUUUUCUUAAUGUUUUCUCAGUGUAAUACAGUUAUUACAGUGGAUUGACAAUA
Messenger RNA from Tarenaya hassleriana, 735 nucleotides. RefSeq names its product NAC domain-containing protein 6-like. Gene Ontology annotation, biological process: regulation of DNA-templated transcription. Bases 1 to 669 code for a protein of 222 amino acids. Lineage: Eukaryota; Viridiplantae; Streptophyta; Magnoliopsida; Brassicales; Cleomaceae. The record is from RefSeq and is a predicted model, not a curated record. The transcript is spliced from 2 exons. Gene Ontology annotation, molecular function: DNA binding.